Haliotis rufescens (red abalone) is the source of this 615-nucleotide messenger RNA. Its product is annotated as heparanase-like. Gene Ontology annotation, molecular function: hydrolase activity, acting on glycosyl bonds. Gene Ontology annotation, cellular component: membrane; extracellular matrix. The record is from RefSeq and is a predicted model, not a curated record. The transcript has 4 exons. Bases 16 to 576 code for a protein of 186 amino acids. NCBI's taxonomy places the organism in Eukaryota, Metazoa, Mollusca, Gastropoda, Lepetellida, Haliotidae.
UUGUGUUUAUUUGGAAUGGCGUGGAUACAGCCGUUCACUGCGUCCCUGCACACAGAACAUAUCAGGGUAAAAACUGACCAUGUGUUACAGGUAAUUGAUGAUAUGUUUGUUGGCGUCACCAUCGACAGCGGUCAACUGAAGUACAAUCUGAAGUAUCACAACGUCAGCUCUCCCAAACUUGUGACUCUUGGAAUAGCUUUAGCACCUGGGUAUCUGAGAGUCGGAGGCACAUCAGGGGACUUCAUGGUGUUUAACCCGACUCACAACAUAGCUACUGGCCAACAGUUUCAACUCCAAGCAAACACCUGGGAUGAGUUCAACAAGUUUGUUCACAAGACCGGACUGAAAUUAGUGCUUGGUCUCAAUCUGAUGCUCCGCGAUGGAACAAAGUGGAACCCAUCAAACGCUAAGCAGUUGCUUAAAUAUUCCUCUGACAAAGGAUACACUUUUGCAGGGAUUGAACUGGGAAAUGAACCGAACUUGUUAUACCGAAAUUGGAAUACUACUGUCAGUGAUGUUCAGCUGGGAAGCGACUUACAAGGAGUUGAAGCAAGUUCUCCAAGGAACGGCCUAUAAGUCCAGUCUCAUCCUUGGACCUGACAUAGCUGGUUAUAA